Molecule: messenger RNA, 430 nt
Organism: Eufriesea mexicana
Lineage: Eukaryota; Metazoa; Arthropoda; Insecta; Hymenoptera; Apidae
Gene: RpS26
Product: ribosomal protein S26
Exons: 3
Coding region: 76-420 (114 amino acids)
Biological process (GO): translation
Cellular component (GO): ribosome; cytosolic small ribosomal subunit
Molecular function (GO): mRNA binding; structural constituent of ribosome
Source: RefSeq, a predicted model, not a curated record
UAAUUUGACUCAUCAACUCUAUGUAAUGCCAUUAUACUGUAUUUCCGACCUUUCGUCUGUAGCUAACGAAACAAAAUGACUUGUAAGCGCAGAAAUGGUGGACGUGCCAAGCAUGGCCGUGGUCAUGUAAAUCCAGUUCGUUGUACCAAUUGUGCACGAUGUGUACCAAAGGAUAAAGCAAUUAAGAAGUUUGUUAUUCGUAAUAUUGUGGAAGCAGCUGCUGUUAGAGAUAUUACAGAAGCAAGCUUUUACUCCGCAUAUCAACUUCCUAAGCUGUACGCCAAGUUGCAUUACUGUGUAUCGUGUGCUAUUCACUCAAAAGUAGUUCGCAAUAGGUCUAAAGCGAGCCGUCGUAUUAGGACACCUCCAGUUCGUAAUUUUCCCAGGGAUCUGCGUCAAGGUCAGCAAAACAGAAAAUAACUUAAUAUGU